Molecule: messenger RNA, 716 nt
Organism: Alternaria ventricosa
Lineage: Eukaryota; Fungi; Ascomycota; Dothideomycetes; Pleosporales; Pleosporaceae
Exons: 2
Source: RefSeq, a predicted model, not a curated record
AUACAUACGUGUCAAAGUACAAACUUCCCGCGAUCGAUUGCGCGAGGACGCCCGCUGCUCAGAAUGACGUGACGUUCUUCUACCAGGACGCAUCGCCCAUCUUCGACUUCGACAACCGCCUUACACAUAUCCUUCAACACAGGAACUCGCUGCUCUCAGGUUCACCGCAGUGGAAGGAUCUGUCAGACUAUAUCUUCUCGUUCAACAUCCAGAACGAGGGACAGGGACAUUUGCGCAACAACAUUGCGCCUGCACCAGAAUGGUGGUGCAAUCGAAGCAAGAAGAUGCGAAGCAUCAUGGGCAGCAGCGCCAUUCUUAUCUCGACAGGCGGCGGAAACGAAUUCCCCAAUUCCGACAUCUCCGAGAACUGGAACUGCGCCACCCUCGAUCUCGUCGACAUCCACUCUUACAGCGGCGUAUCCGAAUGGCGCAACAAAGCGCCGAUCGCACUGCAGCACGCCCAAGCUGCCAAGAAGCUCGUGCUGUUCGAGGAGUUCGGUGCGUCUGGUUCCAACAAGGCGAGCGUGGUGGGUCAGCAUAUCGACAUUUUCAAUGGGCUCAAGGUACCGUGGAUGAUUUGGCAGAUCAACAAGCCGGGCAAAGGUGCUGCGGACUUUGAGUUCUGGACGAAUGAGGAUACGUUUGGAGUAGUGAAGCAGGGAUCGGCAAAGGCAUUGAGCAUUUCGGCGGCUCAGACGUUUCCCAACCUCGCAUGA